AGAGAACGUGAGAGAGUUGGCAAUGCGCUAUCUGUGAGAUACUUUUGGGCCAUACUAUGUUACUUCAGUUGCCGAUAAAACGUCAAACUGCUUCCACGCUGCGCUUUCACGCUCUGCGUCACGAAUACAAUAAUAAUAAUAAUAAUAAUAUUCGAACGAGUCACUCGACAAUACAAAACAUUCCACAACAAUACAUAAAUGUAAUUUUCUUCGCUUCUUUCAUGUCGCACAUAAUCAGCAACAGAGAAGUAAAUAAAUUCAACAAGGCGAAAACACUUUAAAAGACACGAGCUAAAAACUUUAGAUACCGCUAUAUUUCAAAGCCUUGUUGAAAGGGGCCAGCAAAAAAUGUGCCGCUGUUGUCAAAACUGCUUGGAAGAUCUUUACUGGAAUUGUUUUGAGGAACGUUUUUGCUACGAUGAAUCGAUUGCCAACUACAAUGCCGAUGACGAUGAGGAAUAUCUGGCGGCCCAGAAGAAUGGUACCAUCAUUGGACGGAUUCAGCCGACGGCGGCAGACAACAACAAUUUGUUGACAGUGCCACAGCCAAUUUGUGAUCAGCCCAUGGGUCGCGGAAACUGUACUCCGAUGAGUGCCAAGAUACACGAAGAGGAUUAUCGACGUGUGACACAGACAAAUGUACCGAUGCUUGGGCCAGAGAUAUUGGCCGUGUUUGCCAAUUCGCAGAUCUUCCAGGAUCAUCAGCCGACCAAAUUGAAUCGCAUCAGUACAAAGACAUAUUUGGCUGGCAUCCAUUCGCCCAACAAGGAGAUGCCAACAACGCCGCGUCUCAGCGAACAGGAGCGUCUGCUGCGGCGUCUGGAAGCUGGUCUUCAGGUCGAUGCCACGGACUCUACAAAACCGGAAGUUGGAGUUGCUGUGCCGGAGAAGAGGAUAACUUUCACCUUGGCUCCGUCGGACUCAUCGCCGGAGGGAAGUCAGACAUUGACGCCGAAGAAGUUUGAGUCGAUUGUCGAGGAGGAGAAGGAAGAAGACAAGGAUGAGGAGGUGAUAUUGCGACCACGUCUCAUCGAUCGCCAUCCCCAUCUGUUGCCCAAUGUCGGCGGAUUAUCGGCAACAUCGAAGCGCAUUCUACGCUCGGCGAAGAGUGUGCCACAUAUGCAUGUGAGAGAUGCGUCCAGUGAGACAGAUAUAUUUGCAAUUACCGGCACAGGCAGUCAGAUUAGCAUGACACCGGAGGUGCCAUCCAUAUCGUUCAGUAAUCUGCCGAAGAACUACGAGGAUACGCCGACCAUUGAGAAGUAUCGCGUCUCGCAGAGUCUCUAUUCCAUUCAGAAUGCGAAUGCGGCACGUGCCUCGCAGGAUGAUUACUCCAUGCCACGUUAUUUCCGACGCUCCAACAUGCUGAUGACCCAGAGCACUGAGAUUCUGCCGGGCUCCACAUCACUCGCCUCCAUUUCCACGUCUGCCGCCUCCACGUCAUCGUCCAAGGACGAACUGCGUCGUCCCGAGCAGGCGAAGAGUAAACGCCUCCAAAUGCUGCGUGGCAAUCUGCCUCCUCUUCUUAUACACUCCGUAUCCUUUAAGCGCAAUCGAGAUGAGAGCAAGCAGGUGGACUAGUUCACCGAAUAUCCAAUACACUUCGUAAUUCUAAACCACAUUCGUGUAUAUUUCUUAUUAUAUGUAUGAAUAUUGUAAAUGUUCAAGGGAUUGUAUCUUAAUUUACCCAUAUGUAUGUUCGUUAAUAUUUUUAUUUGUAUCUAUUCAAAACGAUAUUUGUAUUAUAUACUGUACUAUUGUAUUUACACAAUUGAUAUUUGAUAUUACCCCUAAAGUUGUAGACACUUUAAUGUUUCUACAACCUUUGACCUUAUUGGUUUUUAUACCGUUCCAAUAAACUGAUUUUAUCUGAAAUAUU
Drosophila innubila is the source of this 1879-nucleotide messenger RNA. RefSeq lists its product as uncharacterized. NCBI's taxonomy places the organism in Eukaryota, Metazoa, Arthropoda, Insecta, Diptera, Drosophilidae. The coding region runs from base 349 to 1581 and encodes 410 amino acids. The record is from RefSeq and is a predicted model, not a curated record. The transcript has 5 exons.